Cydia amplana is the source of this 2056-nucleotide messenger RNA. It is a transcript of the gene AnnIX, whose product is annotated as annexin B9. The transcript has 7 exons. NCBI's taxonomy places the organism in Eukaryota, Metazoa, Arthropoda, Insecta, Lepidoptera, Tortricidae. Gene Ontology annotation, molecular function: calcium-dependent phospholipid binding; calcium ion binding. Gene Ontology annotation, cellular component: cytoplasm. The record is from RefSeq and is a predicted model, not a curated record. Bases 14 to 985 code for a protein of 323 amino acids.
AAAAUCAAUCAACAUGAGUGGACAACAGUACUACCCGUACAAGUGCACCCCCACGGUGUACCCCGCCGAGCCCUUCGACCCGGUGGCGGACGCCGAGACCCUCCGCAAGGCCAUGAAGGGCAUGGGCACGGACGAGAAGGCCAUCAUCGACGUGCUGUGCCGCCGAGGCAUCGUGCAGCGGCUCGAGAUCGCCGAGACCUUCAAGACUAACUACGGCAAGGACUUGAUCAGCGAACUGAAGAGCGAGCUUAGCGGCAACCUCGAGAACGUGAUCCUCGCGCUGAUGACCCCCCUCCCCCACUUCUACGCCAAGGAGCUGCACGACGCCGUGGCGGGGCUCGGCACCGACGAGGAGGCCAUCAUUGAGAUCCUCUGCACACUCUCCAACUACGGCAUUAGGACCAUCUCCGCUUUCUACGAACAGCUGUACGGCAAAAGCCUAGAGUCAGAUCUGAAGGGCGACACCUCGGGACACUUCAAACGCCUGUGCGUGUCCCUCUGCAUGGCCAACCGCGACGAGAACCAAGGCGUGGACGAGGGCGCCGCCAAGGCCGACGCCGAGGCCCUCGCAAACGCCGGCGAGGGACAGUGGGGCACCGACGAGUCCGUGUUCAACUCCAUCCUCAUCACCCGGUCCUACCAGCAACUGAGACAGAUCUUUGCCGAGUACGAGGCGCUGGCGGGCAAGGACAUCGAGGAGACCAUCAAGAAAGAGUUCUCCGGAAGCGUGGAGAAGGGCAUGCUUGCCAUUGUAAAAUGUGUGAAGAGCAAAGUGGGCUUCUUCGCCGAGCGCCUCUACCACUCCAUGAAGGGCCUGGGCACCAACGACAAGACCCUUAUCAGGAUCGUGGUCAGCCGCUCCGAGAUCGACCUCGGGGACAUCAAGCAGGCCUUCCUAGAGAAGUACGGAAAGCCCCUGGAGGAGUGGAUCGCUGGCGACACGUCCGGGGAUUACAAGAAGGCUUUAUUGACCGUUGUCGAAUAAUUGUGGGGCAGGCGGCGGCGAUUCAAACAAACGCUAAUUCCAAUUAUUUAAGCUAAACGUCAAUUUCUCGGUUGUAAUUUGAUCUGAUAGGCCAUCGGCGCGCGGCCUCCAAACUGUUAUCCUCACUUGAAGACGGAGCGAGUCAGUUUUGCGGCCGCGCCUUUAAGAUUAAUUUAUUUUUAAAAAGAUCUGUAUAUUUUGUUCCUCUGCGCAUAGUCAUGUAACUUUUCUUCGCACUGUACAUACUGUCUAGCUAACGGCUUCUUCAUGCAUGAGCGCGAGUGCUGAAUGGUUUUUACAAGUAGUUGUUGAUUUUUCAGGAGGACGUAGGAGGUACUCGGGGCCUACUGCUCUCUACCUUGAGCUACUAGACCCCGCAUGCCACUAAUGUGCAAACUCAGUAUUACGAGCGUCCUUGCGCGUAACCUAGCUGUGUGAAGAAAGUAGUCUCAUCACAAAUACUUAUACCAUUGUAUCGAUGUAACUUAAAUGUGCAUUUUAUUAAAGACAUUUAUAAUUUUAAGAUAUUAGAAAUCUCGUGUUUGAUAUUUUUAUUCUCUUUAUUUACCGCAUGGUGUGUGAAAAAUCUCAACUGAAAUUAUGGGCCAGUUUCGUAUUAAGUUUAACGCUUAUUACAGCUUCGUUUUCGGUAUUGUUUGCAGGAAGACAUAAACGGCGAUUUCCGAGAUGUCCUAGUCGGCCUUUGUUACUAAGCCUGUACUAUGAGGCAGAUAUACUAUUGCAUGCGUAGGUACCUAUUGUAACAUGGUAUGUUAGGUCGUUUUGUACAAAUGAAAUGUAAUGUUUUCCAGGGUGAUACGAAGGGAGACUACAAACGCGUGUUACUCACUCUCGUACAAUAGCGACGAUACGCAUAAUAGGUAUAAGACUACAUGUUGUUAUGAAUUGAUGUUGUGCGCAUAACCCAAGUUCCGAUCUGAAACUGCCUUUACAUUGUAUAACUGUUGAGAUGAUAGAAAAAGCUUGAUAUUUUUGUGAAAUGAGAUAUUUAUUGAUGCUGUAGUUUCGUUUACAAUAUAUUUACAUUAAUAAUUAAACUAUGUUCCACAA